This is a messenger RNA of Opisthorchis viverrini, 627 nucleotides long. RefSeq lists its product as hypothetical. Bases 1 to 627 code for a protein of 208 amino acids. The record is from RefSeq and is a predicted model, not a curated record. Lineage: Eukaryota; Metazoa; Platyhelminthes; Trematoda; Opisthorchiida; Opisthorchiidae. The transcript has 2 exons.
AUGAUUAUGAUCUACUGUUGCGACAUUCGCCUGCGGUGGAAACUGUGUUGGGACUGCAUCCUACCAUGGGCCACCUGUCUGGGAUGGAAGACAACGAAACGGCUUCUGAUAAAUUCGGAACACGCACCUUGUCCCAGGUUUUCGUUUGGAUUUGGAUUAAAUGUGAAAAAGGACGUCGAUAAGUUUGGCCCGGUGAAACGCGAGCGUGAAGGAACACCCAAACAAGGUCCGAUAGCAAAACUCACAGCUGCGCUCGACAAUCCGUUGGGGAAAGCCUCCAUAGGCAAAUCUCCGCCGGAGUGUUGUCAAGGUCAAGGUCAAAGGGAGGAGCGUAAACCAUGGAUUUACGGUUUCACGAAUCAACACUCAGGGUCAAUACUUGCACCCAAGUUUCCCAGGUGGGUUUUGUUUUUGCCGUCUAACGGCUGCCGUUCACCUGAAAGGCGCAAGCAAGAGCGCUGCUCUUUAAGUUCUCAGCGAGCGGGAAGUAAGCUUGCCUGCUUGAGUACUCCCAUAAAGUGUUUAAAAUUGCUUGGAACUGGGUUCUGGAUGGAGCGUAGACAACCGUCGGAGGAAGGCUAUUCCACGCAGAAACUACCCAAAAUGAGAAAAAUUUUUGCUUCAUGA